AUGUUUCGUGGGAAGGGGAGCCGUGGGAUCUCAUGGAGGUACUUCCGAGCAGCCUCCUGGCUCCUCGGCUGCUUCGCACUUGGCCUGGCGGCUUGUGGGCCGGUCUGGUGGAGGAAGGGCCGGCCGAGGACGAUGCACCGGAGCUAUGCGGAGGUGGAGCUGUUGUCGCGGAUGGCGGAGCUGCUAAUGCCAGGGGAGCCCAUCGGGGAGCUGUUCCGCGACUUCCCGGUGGAGCCCUCCGAUUCGUGGGGGUCGCGCUGGCUGUGCCCCGGUAUUACUGCAUUUGGCAUGUUGAAGGACGAGGAUGCAGCUUUGUUCGUCGAGUAUGAUGGGCAUCCAAGACAUUAUGAUGAGCGGGGGCAGGAAAAGGACGAGCGUCUUCGCAUUGGUCAUGCAGCCCGGGAAUUGAGAUGGACGAAGAAUUCGAGGGAGGUGGUGAUAGACACAUGGUCUGCGGGUCAGGAGCGAACAUUGAUUCAUGUUGUGCGGCAAGUUGCGCAGGCUCUGCUCGGAAAUUGGGGAAACGUACUUCGCAAGGAGGUGUGCCAGCAUCUCCGUCGUUUUGGGGCAGCCGAGCCUGUGCCAGACCUUGAUCAGGCCAGCAAGUUCACGAGCAAGGCAGUGCUCACCAGCGACAUCGAGACCAAGAAGACCAAUGUGACUGCUUUCUUAGAGCAGGAGCUGAAGUUCUCGACGAAGGGAGUCCGAGCUUUGGCACGCAAGUUUCCACGAAUCUGGGGCAUCAGCAUCGAGAGGCUGAAAUCCACAGUCGCUUUGCUCGAAGACGUUGGGCUGAGCCGGAAACAGGUGGCCAAAGUCGUUGCUGGCCUUCCGGCACUGUUGGGCUGCAGCAUCGAUGGCAAUCUGAAGCCCACACUGGCAUGGCUGGAGGAUGUUGGGCUGAGCCGACAACAGGUGGCCAAAGUCGUUGCGGGUUUUCCUCAACUGUUGGGCUGCAGCAUCGACGGCAAUCUGAAAGUCACAGUGGCCUGGCUCGAGGAUGAUGUUGGGCUGACCCGAGUGCAGGUGGCCAAAGUCGUUGCUGCCUUUCCUCAAGUGCUGGGCUGCAGCAUCGACAACAACCUCUUGCGGAAGCAUUUUCUUCUGCAGCAGUUUUAUUCUCAGGAGCAGAUUUGUUCCAUGGUUGUGUACCAUCCAGCCAUGCUCGGAUACAGGCCGUUGCACGGCCGCCUGCAGAAGGAUGACAGCGCAUGUCCUUGUAAAACGAUUCCUGUGCGCUGGAGGCCUUUGUUCCUUUCUCCUGCGGCUGGCGACUGCUUCACUGCCCUGGGUGUCGCCAUGGCCGCAGCGCUGCCCGGCACAGGCCAAAGACAGAGGACACUGAAAGACCUCCACGCAGCCCUCUUCGCCUUGAAGCGGGCGGCCAGCUGGGAGGAAGCCGUGGCUCUGGUGCUCACGUCGCCGCAGGCCCCCAAGCUUGGCCUCGUGGCCUUCACCGCCGCCCUGGGCGCCUGCACUGCUGGUGCCAAGUGGGAGGUCGCGGCAGCACCGCCCGCGCGGAGUCCCGAGGGCGCAGCGUCUCAUCAAAGGAAAACCCAGAGCUCAUGGGAGCUGCAGGGGCUCCUAUCAAGAAAGGGCGGUGUGGGGCCUUGCCCCGGAAUUAUUUGGUUCUCUCCUAUGAAGAAGGGGCGGUGUCGGGCCUUGACCCGGGGGUCAUUUUGUUCUUUCGCGUUAUCGGGCCCUACCCGAAGCUACUUUGUGUCUUGUGUUUAA
This is a messenger RNA of Symbiodinium sp. CCMP2456, 1734 nucleotides long. Lineage: Eukaryota; Dinophyceae; Suessiales; Symbiodiniaceae. The record is from the annotation of a GenBank genome assembly.